AGAUCUCUGCCUGGGUGUGCUGUGCAGCCUUGCACAAUUCCGGGGUUAUCACCCCAAAAUAAAUUUGAGGGUGUCACAAAUUGUAGCUCAGGGAGAGUAUAAAAAGCAGACCUUGCCUCCGACACACAGCAGCGCUCCCGUGUGUCUCCCGCGCAGCCGCCAGCCCCAGCACCGCCGGUACGUACACCCUGCCAGCCCCGGCACCACCGGUACGUACACCCUGCCAGCCCCGGCACCGCCGGUACGUACACCCUGCCAGCCCCGGCACCGCCGCAAGAUGAAAACUGACCUGGAGCUCGCCUUGGAGUGCAUCGUCAACGUCUACCACCAGUAUGCCGUGAAGUGCCCCCCCAUAGACGACUACCUGAACAAGACCGAGUUCUCGCAGCUGCUGAAGGAGAACGCCGAGCCCUUCCUCCACAGGAACAUGGCGCCCGGCCUGUCCGUGGAUAAGUACAUAAGCCAGCUCUUCUCCAGAGCGGACAAGAACCACGACGGUCGCCUGAGGUUCACCGAGUUCCUGACCACCCUGAGCGGCGUGGUCAUCGAUGCCCACGAGAGGUUCCAUGAGUGUCACAAGAGGAAUAAACAGCAAUCAGAGGCUGGUCAAGGCCAUGACCACGGCCAUGACCAUGGCCAUGACCACGGCCACGGCCAUGACCACAGCCAUGGCCAUGACCACGGCCACGGUCCCAACCAUGGCCAGGACCGUGGCUGCGGCCACAGCCCCCGCAAGUGAAGCGAUUGCCAGGGUGGUUGCGCCCUCGGGACUGUGCUCACCCAGCAGCAUCGUCUCUUCCACUUGUCCACAAGCACAGCCAAACUGGAACCAAAGCUUUGUCACCAGAUUCUGUCUGUGGCAUCGAAAUAAAAUCUCUUCAAGCACCAAACGCA
Molecule: messenger RNA, 894 nt
Organism: Columba livia (rock pigeon)
Lineage: Eukaryota; Metazoa; Chordata; Aves; Columbiformes; Columbidae
Product: protein S100-A9-like
Exons: 3
Coding region: 278-739 (153 amino acids)
Molecular function (GO): transition metal ion binding; calcium ion binding
Source: RefSeq, a predicted model, not a curated record